Molecule: messenger RNA, 969 nt
Organism: Solenopsis invicta (red fire ant)
Lineage: Eukaryota; Metazoa; Arthropoda; Insecta; Hymenoptera; Formicidae
Exons: 4
Coding region: 362-730 (122 amino acids)
Source: RefSeq, a predicted model, not a curated record
CAGAAGUGACGGAGCUCAAAACAAAAAAAAGACAAAAUCUCAAUUCAACCUUUCGUCAAAUGAAAGUGAUGCAUCCAGUGUGUUACAUGAUGAGCCAGCAAACAUUUUAGACAACAGGAUUUCAAGCAAUAAUUUGAUUUGCACUUGCAAACAUUGUCCAAUUCACAAAGAGUUACAAAAUAAUAACGUGACAUAUUUUAAAGAAAUUAUACGACAACAGCAUCCCCUUAAAGCAGAAAUUUGGCAACAAAGUGACAAUUUAAGAAUUAUUAAAAAUGCAGUUGAGAAUCCGAAUUAUGCACAUUUUAAUAAUGCAGACGAUGUCAGGAAGCAAUCCAUUUUUUAUUCCUGCAAUAUCCCUAUGGAUAAUGAAAGGCAAUUAGAGCAAAUGGAAGGCUUUUUGAAAACGGAUGAAAAUUUUAAUACAUCGAUUUUAGAAGCUUCAAAAAUUGGUGGGAACAAUGCAUACGAGUUCAUAAAACGCAACUUGAGCCAAAUUUUCACCAAUAAACUAGCUUCUGAAUAUAGUUGGUUGGGAAAAAAAAAUAAACGUGUAUUUCGAUCAUUAAAGCUAUCACAGCUAUUAAUCGCCGCAGGCGAAAUAGUCAACGCUAUGUUCACAAAAAAGGAUAUCGAAGAGGCAAUACAGAAAUGGCUCAAGAGGGUAAAAGAAAGGCUUAAUGCGGAACAAAAUAAAUUAAACGUUCAAAGGCAACUGGAAGAUCAAUGAGAUUCUUUUAAGCCUCAGUUUCAGUUCUUAUUUGGUUUACUUAUAUAGUUUGUUUUUUGAGUUAAUUAUAAAUAAGAAAUAGUUUUUAACAGCUUUUGUUCCUAUUUGGUUUACUUAGUUUGCUUUUUGAGUUAAUUAUUAAUAAGAAAUAGUUUAUAACACAUAAUUUUUGACAUCUUCAUGUAUCUACGAUAAAAAGUUUUUUAUUUUGAAUGUUUAUUUUGUUUAGAUAUAGUUUA